CUGGGGGGAACUGGGCCUUCACACAGCCUCCUGGGAGAGAGAGGGGUGCCUGAGCUGAUCUCUGAUGAGCGUCUUCUCCUGCAGACCCCACGGAUGCCUCCGCCACGUCCCAGGGAGCCGCAGGGCCCAGCACCAAGCCCCGCGUGAGGCAGCAGAGAUGACGCUGAGCCCCGAGCCGGUGAGCAGGUUCCCCGCCCUGGCUCCGCCGGGCAGCCCCGGGCCCGAGCCGUCCGGUGCCCCCAGUGCAUCCCUCAACAGCUCAUGGGCCGGCCCACCGGAGCCCAGCUCCCCGGACGACCUGGCGGCCACCGGGGCCAUCGGGGCGGUGCUCUCGGCCAUGGGCGCGGUGGGCGUGGCGGGCAACGUGUACGUGCUGGUGGUCACGUGCCGCUUCCUGCGCGCCUCCGCCGCCACGUCCGUCUACGUCAUCAACCUGGCGCUGGCUGACCUGCUCUACCUGCUUGGCAUCCCCUUCAUCGUGGCCACCUAUGUCACCAAGGAGUGGCACUUCGGCGACACGGGCUGCCGCGUCCUCUUCAGCCUGGACCUCCUGACCAUGCACGCCAGCGUCUUCACCCUGACCGUCAUGAGCAGCGAGCGCUGCGCCGCAGUGCUGCGGCCGCUGGACACAGCGCAGCGCUCCAAGGGCCGCCGCAAGAUCCGAGCUCUGGGCACGUGGCUGCUGGCGCUGCUGCUGGCGCUGCCCAUGAUGCUGGCCAUCCGGCUGGUCCGCAGGGGCCACAAGAGCCUCUGCCUGCCCGUCUGGGGCCAGCGCGCCCACCGCGCCUACCUGACGCUGCUCUUCGGGACGAGCGUCGUGGGGCCCGGCGUGGCCAUCGGGCUGCUGUACGUACGCCUGGCCCGGGCCUACUGGCUGUCGCAGCGGGCCUCCUUCCCGCGGCCGCGGCGGCCGCCCGACCCCAGGGUGCUCGACCUCGUCCUGGGUAUCGUGCUGCUCUUCUGGGCCUGCUUCCUGCCCUUCUGGCUGUGGCAGCUCCUCGCGCAGGACCGGGGGGCUCAGCCGCUCACGCCCCGCGCCACGCGCAUCGUCAACUACCUGACCACCUGCCUCACCUACGGCAACAGCUGCGUCAACCCCUUCCUCUACACGCGGCUCACCCGGCGCUACCGGCGCUCGCUCCCCGCCCGGAGAGCCGGCGGGCCCUGUGCCGGCCAGUUCCUGCCGUGCCGUGUCCAUUUCCAGCGUGGCUCCGGCCGCCCGCUGUCCUCCAGUGGCCAGCGGGCCACCGAGACUGCCACAGUGUCCUGGGGGACUCCAGAGCGGUCUUCACCUGAGUGUCCUGCGGCCCCACGUGAACCCUGGGGUCGAGGGCGGGAGGCGGCCUGAGUGCUGCAGGGAAGGGCCCCAGAAUGCAGGCUGCCCCCCGAGCCCCUCCUAUGUCCCCAUCGCCCCCGUAACUUAGUCUUCUUCCAGAAAGUUCCCUGCUCGCCCUUCUGCAUGGCUCAUUUCAGCCUCAUCAGCCCAGCCACCUUCCUCGUGAUGCCCAGAAGGCCCCACACCCAGACCACCUAGGAGGGUCUGUGGGAGGCUCAGGCCCAGAACAAGGUUCUGAAGAUCAAAGCAAGUCGAGUCUCCACCACCCACAGCAGUGGACAUGCGUGCCGGCCAGUGCCUGCUGUGAGCCGUGACGGCACUCUCCUCUCCUGGCUGCGGUGUGGUCCCUGUGGCACCAGCCCCGUCCCUGUCCCUGCCUGUGUUCCCGACCCUUCUGCACAGUGUCAGCGUUGGAACAAUAAACCCUGA
Messenger RNA from Ailuropoda melanoleuca (giant panda), 1765 nucleotides. RefSeq names its product urotensin 2 receptor (gene UTS2R). Lineage: Eukaryota; Metazoa; Chordata; Mammalia; Carnivora; Ursidae. Gene Ontology annotation, cellular component: plasma membrane. The record is from RefSeq and is a predicted model, not a curated record. Gene Ontology annotation, molecular function: urotensin II receptor activity. Gene Ontology annotation, biological process: blood vessel diameter maintenance; regulation of blood pressure; neuropeptide signaling pathway.